AUGUCUGCUACGUUCAAGAUCGUUGUUUUUGGUGGAGAUUACGCUGGGCCAGAGGUCAUGUCUGAGGGGCUCAAGGUCCUUCAUGAAGUCGCCCUCCGCCACCCCGAAAUCAGGUUCAACCUAACGCAUCACCCCAUAGGCGGAGCAUCAUUUGAUCUCCACGGAAAGCCGAUCCUUCCCGAAGCUCUUCAAGAUGCAAAGGAGGCCGAUGCAAUCCUUCUAGGCGCAGUCGGUGGCCCUAAAUGGGCUGGACAGGUUCCAUCCGUUGAAGCCGCGAGUCUCGGAACUCUGCGCCGCGAACUAGAUGCAUUCGGCAACCUGCGUCCGAUCAAUUUCCCCGCCCCGUCCCUAGUUGACACGUCGCCAAUGAAAGCCGAAAUUUGCAGAGGCACUGACAUUCUCAUCGUUCGCGAGCUUACUGGUGGUAUUUAUUUUGGGCACCGAGAGCGCGGCGAUCUCAUUGCCAAAGAUACGGACCAGUACACCUAUGAAGAGGUUGCAAGAGCGGCGCGGUUGGCUGGCAACCUGGCUAGGUUAACAACACCGCCUAAGCCCGUCAUCAGCCUUGACAAAGCAAAUGUGCUCGCAGCUUGCGGCAGCUUCUGGCGUCGCGUCGUCACCGAAAUCUUGAGCAAAGAGUUCCCCGAUGUCCGUUUCGAGCACCAGCUUGUGGACAGUGCCGCCAUGACUCUGGCCUGCAACCCGACCAAGCUCAACGGCAUCGUGUUGACGAGCAACCUAUUUGGUGACAUCAUUAGUGAUCAAGGAAGCGCCAUUGCUGGCAGCAUUGGUCUUCUCCCCAGCGCUAGUUUGCGAGGUAUCCCACCGCAAUCCGGCAGCAGCAUGAUCAAAGGCUUGUAUGAGCCAGUUCAUGGAUCCGCGCCAGACAUCGCCGGGAAGCAGUUGGUCAAUCCUGUUGGCAUGAUCCUUUCUGUUGCCAUGAUGUUCCGUUACUCUCUCAACAUGCCCGAAGCAUCUGAUCUUAUCUGCAAGGCUGUUAGCGAUGCGAUUGAGUCUGGUAUCCGGACUUCGGACUUGGGGGGAACGGCGACAACAAGCCAAUUCGGCGAUGCGGUGGUCAAAAUCAUUUCUCAACUUCCUUGA
Colletotrichum abscissum is the source of this 1104-nucleotide messenger RNA. Its product is annotated as 3-isopropylmalate dehydrogenase. Gene Ontology annotation, molecular function: NAD binding; magnesium ion binding; 3-isopropylmalate dehydrogenase activity. Gene Ontology annotation, biological process: L-leucine biosynthetic process. The transcript is spliced from 4 exons. NCBI's taxonomy places the organism in Eukaryota, Fungi, Ascomycota, Sordariomycetes, Glomerellales, Glomerellaceae. Gene Ontology annotation, cellular component: cytosol. The coding region runs from base 1 to 1104 and encodes 367 amino acids. The record is from RefSeq and is a predicted model, not a curated record.